AUGUGUGCCUCACUAACAAGAGAUAAGCUCAAUGAUUAUGAAGAGCUACAACGAGCUGCCAAGGAAAGAGAAGAAAUUUGCAGCAAAUAUGAUAGGGGUAGAGAAGAAGGUGCUGAAAUUGAACCUUGGGAAGACCCGCAAUUUCCCGUGUACCAUGUCACAGAUCGAUAUGGUUUUAUUCAUGACCAUGCCCUCCCCAAAACAGUCAGUGCUGCAGAAGCCAAGGCAAAGCAGCAAGAACUUGAACGAUGCCAAAAAUGGAUUAAGAUGACAAAGAGCUGGGACAAGUAUUAUGGCGGGGAAAAAAUGAACCGCCGAAUAUACAAGGGCAUCCCAGAAAGUGUACGUGGUGAAGUCUGGGGACGGCUUUUAGAUAUUAAAAAAGUCAAGUCUGAACAAGAAAAAAUUUAUCAGAAAAUGAAAAUGCGGGCAAGAAAAAUUUCGCCUUAUAUCAAGCAAAUUGACCUGGACGUGAAUCGAACCUACCGCAAUAAUAUCAUGUUUAGGGACAGAUAUGGAGUAAAACAACAAGCAUUAUUUAAUGUACUUUCUGCUUACUCAAUGUACAACACAGAAGUCGGAUAUUGCCAAGGCAUGAGUGAGAUUGCUGCUCUAUUACUUAUGUAUCUUAAUGAAGAGGAUGCUUUCUGGGGCCUUUCUCAGUUGUUGACCGAUAAAAAACAUGGAAUGCAUGGACUCUUCAUGCCUGGUUUUCCCAAGCUUUUGCGGUUUUUAGAUCAUCAUGAUACAAUUCUUAGGAAAUAUUUGGGCAAAGUUCGGAAACACCUGGUAAAGCAGGAAGUACAUCCAUCACUUUACUCCAUCAAAUGGUUUCUACAAUGUUUUCUUGACCGAACUCCUUUUUCCUUGACUUUGAGAUUAUGGGAUAUUUACAUGCUUGAAGGCGAGAGAUUGCUCAUCAGUAUGGCUUAUAACAUUAUGAAAAUGCAUCGAAGAAAAAUGCUUCGCAUGGCAAUGGAUGAAAUCCUAAACUUCUUACAAACUCAACUUGAGAAAGACUUUGGUUAUGAAGAUGAUGCUGUCAUAGACCAGCUACAGCUGAGCAUGGAUGAACUUCGAAAGGGUAAGAUGGACCUUGGACCUAAACCAAAGGUCAAUGAACUUCCUACUUUGCCUUUCGGUUUGGACAUUCAGCCGAGUAUUGAUCAGUACAUCAACCAGAAGCCAAUUGAAUCACUUGAUGAGCAUUUCCGCAAGAACGUACGUAGUGGGAAGUCGUCCUAUCUGCGCAAACGAGGCCUGAGCAGUAGCACAACACCAGAAAUGUCUCGGAGUCGUGCAGACACCAGAUCUAUGCAGUCGAGCCGCUACUCAGAGUACUCUACUGAUGAGCGUUCUUCCUACUACGACACAGCUGCAAAUUCCCGCCUCUCUCUAAUUGACUUCAACUCCCGGACAUCAAAUCAAAGCUCAAGGACCUCAUUUGCUGAUGCAUCUGAUAUCAGCUUGUCUAUGGGAGUGGACAGUACCAACAACUUAGAUGAUGGUGAUGCUGCCUCCGCCGAGACAGCUAGAGAGUUUAUGAUUGGUUCUAAGACUCCAGAAGGCAUGGUGAUAGAUGAAGCGUUCCAUGCUGAGGUUCACCCUGCCUCAGAAGCUUCAGAUUAUGACAAUGUCCAUGAAAGUGAAAACCAGCAGAAUGAUAAUGCUGAAGCAAUGCUUUCUAACAUCCCAAUGAGCAAAUCAGAUGGCUUUAUCGUAGCUAAAAAUUCUACUGCUAAACAAAAUAUGACAAACGGCUUUGGCCAACAAGCAAGUGAAAUGUCAGAAAGUAAUGUUUCUCCAUCUCAUAGCGGCAUGAAGUUGUCUACAUCUGAACACUACAUAGGCUCUGUGACUGUACAGCCAAAAUUUGAAGAACAGAAUGGUUUCUUGCAACAAGAAGAAACCAAUCUCAGUACAGCCACUGUUGCACCACCAACUGUAGCAACACUCCCACCAAAAGAGGUGGCUACUAUUAAGUCAAAACCAAGAGUGUAUAUGUACAUGUAA
Molecule: messenger RNA, 2013 nt
Organism: Acanthosepion pharaonis
Lineage: Eukaryota; Metazoa; Mollusca; Cephalopoda; Sepiida; Sepiidae
Source: the annotation of a GenBank genome assembly